Molecule: messenger RNA, 477 nt
Organism: Suillus subaureus
Lineage: Eukaryota; Fungi; Basidiomycota; Agaricomycetes; Boletales; Suillaceae
Exons: 3
Coding region: 49-234 (61 amino acids)
Source: RefSeq, a predicted model, not a curated record
CACAACGGUACGCCCGAUUAUGUACUUCGUCAUCAAGACUUCAUCACUAUGAACCUUACAUUGACUCUGUAUAUCAAUCGAUCACUGACCUGUGGUUUAUACCAUUACGAAGGCCUAUGCCACGCAGACGGUUGCAGGACGUGUGCCACCGUAUGCAGGAAGUAUGUCACGGUCAUGGUAUUGCAAGUCAUCAUCAACGCAUGCGGGCCAAGAUCACAUAUCAUGAGGACCUGACUACGUUCUGGUUUGGUCGUUUCUGACAUACGUACGCAACACUCGCUGUACGUGGUAUCCUCCCGACGUGACAGACGUAACUAUUCGUGCACAAUCUAUGUACCUUAGAUCGCAGGCGGGUUGUUUUCUCUGCAGACCUUGUAGAUGGUGGUGCACAUCACUUCGCAGAACACGUGAAGAAGGAAGGUAUCCACAUAACCAAGACAAGUAUCAUGCUUGGUGUUGGCGAGACAGAAGAGCAGG